Messenger RNA from Anopheles darlingi, 2680 nucleotides. RefSeq names its product protein inturned (gene in). Gene Ontology annotation, cellular component: cilium; cytoplasm. The record is from RefSeq and is a predicted model, not a curated record. Gene Ontology annotation, biological process: nervous system development; cilium assembly; establishment of planar polarity. The transcript has a single exon. Bases 95 to 2500 code for a protein of 801 amino acids. Lineage: Eukaryota; Metazoa; Arthropoda; Insecta; Diptera; Culicidae.
GUGUGCGUGUUUGGAAAUUCCAGGGAAUUCUGGAAUUGUUGGUUGUAAAAAGUGGGAAUUAUUAAACAAUUACGUGCGAUUCGAGCCGCCGUCGAUGAUGAACGAGGAAUCCCAAGUUUGGACGGACGAUCAAUCGAACGAAUCGUCCGAUUGCAGUGAUAGCAGUUGCGAUUCGCGAACCCACGAAUGGAGUCCACACAUCGCCAAUAAUUUCUUGUUCUUCGUCAAAUUCGAUAUCCACUGCCACUCCAAGCCGCUCGUUUUCGACGACGACCUGUUUUUCCGCAAUGAAUAUCGCCGGCUAUCGAUCCGGAAGAAGGAAAGCAUCCUGUCCCGAUUCGGACAACGGGACAAAAGCAAGCACAAGCUGUUCCGGGUAAGCGUAAUUGAUUCGUCCAAACGAGAGCAGAUAAAUGGAAUCCAGAAGGAUGUGAUCAUCAGCAUCGCGCCGAAGAAAAGUGUAUCCUUGAAGGAGGUGUUGCCGCUGACCGACACGAUUCUUGGAUUGACCACCAGUCUUUUCCCCGACGGACGUAAGCUGAUGGUGGAUAAAGUUCGUGAUUACUCGGUUUUUGCGAAAGGCAAGCUGGUCAAAUCCAAGGACUGGAUCAAAUCUAUCGACGCAGAACCGGUAACCGUGGACAAUUUUGAAUCUCUGCUCGAGGGCUCCACCAAAAUCCCGACGAUCGUCAAAAUGUCCUUCUUCGAAAUGAUCGAACCCGACAUGAGCAAUUCCAUCGAAAUCAAAAUCACCAACUUCAUGGACUUGAUACAGAGCCAGGAAACGCUGUUCGACAAGGAGGAUAUCCAAACGAUGAGCAAUAACGAUCUCAUUUUCAGCAUGAUCUACAUUUCCAAGGAGUACACACAGAAUGACGAACUCGAUGUAAAAUUCUGCUAUCCUACGCGGGAGAACAACUGCCUGUUCAGUUCGAGAGGCAGCUUCGUAACGCUACAAUCCAUAUUCUUGCAUUCGUUCGAGCAGCGAUCAGUCAUGACUAAUUUAAAAGUUAAAAACGUAUUAUACUAUACAACCUAUACAAUGGUAGACGAUGGCAUUUUAUUGUUGGGCUUCAACUCCAAGUACUCGUCUGCGUUUGCCGUCAAACAGAAGACUGAACAGGUUUGUCGUCUUUUAGCUGCGCUCUACCAUCGAGGAGCGAAAAUGUUCGAUAAACCCAUAGAACAGCAAACCGAACUGAUGCAGCUUUGCGAAAUGAUACGCCACUCGAUCAAAGUAAGUCGACAUUCCGACCGGUUCGAGAAAACGUUCCUGCAGGCUCACUUUGUGCCACUGCCGAAGGAAAUCCAAUUGCGAAUUGACGACGCGCUAGGCGAAUUGGAGGCCAUGGAUUACCGCAAUUGGAAUGACGAUUUUGUUGAUCUCUUCUGUAUGAUGACCGUCAUCGGAUGUGCCUUGUAUUACAAACGACAUCUUGUCUGUACUCAUCUGAGCGGCAACUACAUCGUAGACGUAGAAACCAUUUUGAACAAUUUGGGAAUAUUUGAAAUACUCACUAUGACCGAUGUGAAAAAUAUGGCUUUCUGGAGAAAGUUCUACCCAAAGCAGUAUUGCGAAGAGGGCUUCCAUGAAAAAAAUGACGCAUAUAUCAUGUUCGUGUCUAUCGGUAGCCUCCUAAUGGUAGUAAUUUUGGAAGUUCCCAUCAACACAACGCAUAAUAAGUCCUUUUCGCGUUACAUCGAGGAGAUACAGGACAUGCUGAGCUACUUUAAAUCGGCUGGCAUCGAGCAACUGAUACGCAUCUGGAUUGAUUCAAAUAGGCGCCCGCAAUGUAUAUCCUCGUGUGUGGUAAAUCCGGAACAAUUGACAAACCAACAGCAGGCAGGCGUUCACGACGAGCGUCCUCAAAUGGCAAGAAGCCAUGAUGAAGAAUCGAAUGCGUCCAGCUCAAUCAAAAAUCAAACUGUCCGCGAAGAAACCGGUCCGGAGCACGACGAUGAUGAAGAUUCUGACUGGGGCCAAAGCGUGGACAGCAGCCAACAAAGCAGUACCUUCGAUAUAACCGAUUUAUCCUGUGAGAAUCGUUGUAAAGAAUUUUCGGAACUGGUCCCCACCCAACUUACGAGCGGUCACGAAAAUCUUCUCUAUUGCUAUGUGCAACUGGAGAUUGGUGAUGGCUAUUUCCUAGCACCAACGUUCAACAAUGUCACAACAAUGAAGAACGACAUUGUGAUGAACUUGUUCCGAAAAACUUGUACUCUCAUUCAUGCAACAUUCGAGAAUACUGGAAAGUUCCGAACGCUCUUGUUCAACGAAUCAAGUAAACUUAACAGUCAUCGUUCUCUGGUACCCAUCAAAGAACAAGGAAUGCUCAUGUCGGUCCCAAAGGAUCAAAACUCGGGCGAACGACUAGACUUUUGGGUUGUGGGGAGAUUAUGGAAUAAUCCUGCCAAGGAACUAUAUGUUUGCUAUAGCAAUGAUGCACCGCAAAAUAUGGUAGAACUUGCGUUUCGCAUAUGUUUGACCUGUGCUGGUUAGAUCGGCUAGUGACCGUGUGAUUAUUUUCCUGAUGCAAUCGAGGCUGGAAUUAUACGAACUGAAUAUUUAUACACUAAGCACUAAGAUAACCUUUUUUAACAUAUAUAAGAACGGGCAAGCCGUAUGUUUAACGCACUAAGUGAACUAGAUGCAAUAAAACAAGGAUAUUCUUGCUGGAUA